UCCUCUUGUCUCUCGGUCUUUCUCAUUACUCCUUUGUUUUAAUCAAUUCAAUUUAUUAAAUCAAAAGACAGUCAACCAAUUGGGGCUAAGAUUAAAGAACUUCAUAAUAUUCAUAAUUGCUACAGACUUUGAGUGGUUGAAUUUGUUUUAUUGCUUGGAAGAAUCACUAAUGGCACUCUCAUUAGAGGACUUCCUUCUUCGUGCCCGAGUAUUGAAACUGUACAGACAUGCUUUGAGAAUCUCAAGGAGAGCACCUUCUCAUGCUAGAGCUGAUUUGAGGCAUAUUAUUAGACAAGAGAUGGAGAAUAACAGGAGUUGUAGUGAAAAACAGAGAAUCCGGUACUUGGUUAGUGAAGGAUUAGAAAGAGUGAAACGUCUGGAUGAGACGCUUGACAUGCAAGGCCAUUGAUUUAAUGUUAAUGUGUAAACUAUAUCGUAGAACUUACAUUUUGCAACCCUAACAAGUCAAAUGUGUGUUGCAUUUUCCUGUAAAAUCAGCAAUUAGAAACAGGGAAUGUGGAAGUCGAAGAACUUAUUCAGAUUAGUCAAAGACAUGCUACAACGUCGGUGCUCAGCAAUAUCUCCAGGGCUUUAUGCAAAUAUCUCGAACGAUCCUCUUGUAGCCAUAUUCUUGUCUACACAGUUUACAUGUAGGAAAGAUGUUUUCUCAAAGAUCAUAUUGAUUAUUUUCUUUUAUGUACUUGGACAACGUUAUUAUUUACUGGUUCAAUGUUAUAGUUUUAUAACAACUACUUCGUGUUCUAUUCUUGAACUGGGAAGGCAACACUUGGUGCCAAGCUGUUAAAUAAAAAUAAUUUGUUUGGUUCCAUACAA
Lycium barbarum (goji berry) is the source of this 834-nucleotide messenger RNA. RefSeq lists its product as uncharacterized. The transcript has 3 exons. The record is from RefSeq and is a predicted model, not a curated record. Gene Ontology annotation, cellular component: mitochondrion. Lineage: Eukaryota; Viridiplantae; Streptophyta; Magnoliopsida; Solanales; Solanaceae. Bases 170 to 409 code for a protein of 79 amino acids.